Molecule: messenger RNA, 1300 nt
Organism: Helianthus annuus (common sunflower)
Lineage: Eukaryota; Viridiplantae; Streptophyta; Magnoliopsida; Asterales; Asteraceae
Product: putative 12-oxophytodienoate reductase 11
Exons: 5
Coding region: 12-1160 (382 amino acids)
Molecular function (GO): oxidoreductase activity; FMN binding
Source: RefSeq, a predicted model, not a curated record
ACAAAUAAUAAAUGACAAGAUAUAUUUUGUGUAUAAAUGAGACUACAAGAGAUCAUGAAAGCAAAACUCAAAUCGCAAUGGCACCCACAUCUCCUCUUCUUACUCCAUACAAAAUGGGCAACUUCAAUCUCUCUCAUAGGGUUGUGCUUGCACCGUUGACAAGAAAUAGAUCGUAUGGCAAUAUGCCGCAACCACACGCCAUUUUGUAUUACUCUCAACGGGCAACCAAAGGUGGCCUUCUUAUCGCCGAAGCAACUGGGGUCUCAGACACGGCCCAAGGAUAUCCUGAAACACCUGGGAUUUGGACGAAAGAGCAAGUGGAGGCAUGGAAACCGAUCGUGAAUGCUGUGCAUGACAAGGGUGGCAUAUUCUUUUGUCAGAUUUGGCAUGUAGGUCGCGUAUCAAACUAUGGAUUUCAACCCAAUGGGCAAGCUCCGGUAUUUUCAACAGACAAAGGAAUCACACCGGGCCUAGACGGUGGAGACUGGUCUCCUCCUCGUAGACUAAGAACCGACGAAAUCCCAGCCCUAAUUAACGACUUCAGGCUAGCAGCACGUAACGCCAUUGAUGCAGGAUUCGAUGGAGUCGAAAUCCACGGAGCAAAUGGAUACAUCAUUGACCAGUUCUUGAAAGAUCAGGUGAACGAUAGAACCGAUCAGUACGGAGGAACCCUAGAAAACCGAUGUCGCCUCGCCCUAGAAAUUGUGGAAGCAAUAGCGAACGAGAUCGGAGGUGACAAAGUUGGUAUACGGCUAUCCACAUUCGCCGAUUACAUGGAAUGCGGCGAUUCUAACCCCGAAGCCCUUGGGCUUUACAUGGCUAAUGCACUAAAUAAGUAUGGAAUUCUUUAUCUUCAUGUAAUUGAGCCUAGAAUGGUGCAAGCUGGGAACAAAGCUGAAACUCCAUAUAGUACACUUCCAAUGAAGAAAGCUUUCAAAGGUACAUUUAUUAGUGCUGGUGGUUAUAAGAAAGUUGAUGGAGACAAGGUGGUAGCCGGUGGGAAUGCGGAUUUGAUUGCGUUCGGGCGGCUUUUCUUGGCGAACCCAGAUUUGCCUAGGCGGUUUGAGCUUGAUGCGGAUUUGAACAAGUAUAAUAGGGCUACAUUCUAUAUUCAAGAUCCAGUUGUGGGAUACACUGAUUAUCCAUUUCUUGAGGUGUGAAAAUGGUGAUAUAAAUAAAUGGAUCAACAAGAUGGUAAGUGCGCAAUGAAGGAACUUACUGGAUUGAUGUUUGGAAAUCUUUAUCAUGAUAAUAAAUUAUGUUAUUUUAAAUAAUAUUAAUAUUAAUUGUGUUUUUAUUA